ACAGGAGACACUUUACAUAGAAAUUAAGUGCGUGGUGAAAUCAUUCAAUAGACCAUUAAAUUUAAGUUAAGUUCAGUUUUUUAUCAAGUUAUUUAAGUGACAGUUAAGUGUCGUUUUCGAUCCAUGUUCUGUGCAAAAACGACAGGAUGACGUUGAACGACGAAACAGCAACGGAUACCAUCGUUAACGGCGAUGGCCUUGACCGAGACACGGGAGGGCUGGAAAAGGACCCUAACACAAGGAAGAAAAUGGAGUUAUCGCUGCAUGAACGCGAUAGGGUCGGGGUGCAAGAUUCUGUUCUUUUAGAAGACUACACAAAUGAAUCUGUUUUUGUCGAUAAUCUUAAGAAGAGAUUUGGAGAAGACCUCAUAUAUACAUACAUCGGCCAAGUAUUGGUAUCCAUCAACCCUUACAAAGAACUAAAUAUAUACAGGGAAAAGGAUGUUUUUGAAUAUACAAAGAAAGCGUUUUUCCAAGCCUCACCUCACGUAUUUGCAGUUGCAGAUAACGCAUAUAGAUCACUGACUGAAGAACAUCGUGGACAGUGUAUUUUGAUAUCUGGUGAAAGUGGUUCUGGUAAAACAGAAGCGUCCAAAAAGGUUCUGCAAUUUGUGGCAGCAGUAGCAGGCCAUCAAAGUGGUGUCGAAGGUGUUAAAGAUAAACUUUUACAAAGUAAUCCAGUUUUAGAAGCAUUUGGUAACGCCAAAACAAACCGAAAUGACAACAGUAGCCGAUUUGGAAAAUACAUGGAUGUUCAAUUCAACCAUGCAGGAGAUCCCGAAGGUGGUAAUAUUUUGAAUUAUCUUCUGGAAAAAUCUCGAGUGGUGCAUCAAAGCAAUGGUGAAAGAAACUUUCAUAUAUUUUACCAACUUUUACGAGGAGGAGAACCUGAAUUACUACAGCAGCUUCAUUUGAAGAACAAUUUGGAUAAUUAUUAUUAUAUCACAGACGGUAACAAGGGUUGUGAUCAACGAAUCAAUGACGCUGCUCAAUUUAAGGCUGUACGAGCAGCCAUGUCAGUCAUCGAAAUUUCUGAAGAAGAACAAAUACAAAUCCUUCGUGUCGUCGCAGCAGUUUUGCAUUUAGGCAACGUUGGAUUUACUGAAAGCGAAGGAAAAGCAGAAAUCUUGAAACCUGAAGCUGUGCAAUACGCCAGCGAGUUAUUGGGAUGUUCAUGUGAGGCUUUAUCCAAAGCACUUACACACCGAACUAUCGAACCAGGCCGAGGUCUGGCUAAGGUCAGUUCUCCUUUAUCACGAGAAAUGGCAAUUCAUGCGAGAGAUGCUUUAGCAAAGGCUGUUUAUGAUAGGAUGUUCACUUGGCUUGUGUCCAGGCUGAACGCUUCUUUGCAACCGGUCAAAACCAGGAGCUAUUCGGUUAUGGGAAUAUUGGACAUUUACGGAUUUGAGAUAUUCCAGAAAAAUAGUUUUGAACAAUUCUGUAUAAACUUUUGCAAUGAAAAACUUCAACAACUCUUCAUCGAGCUGACUUUGAAAUCAGAACAAGACGAAUAUUUGCGAGAAGGCAUCGAAUGGGAAUCCGUUGACUAUUUCAAUAAUAAGGUCAUCUGUGAUUUGAUUGAAGAAAAACAUAGAGGCAUAAUAUCAUACUUGGAUGAAGAGUGCUUGAGACCCGGAGAGACCAAUGACAUGAGUUUCUUGGACAAAAUGAAUAUAAAUUUGAUGUCUCAUGAUCACUAUAUAAGCCACGUCAAAGCAGACACGAAGACUCAAAAAACUAUGAGCCGAGAUGAAUUCCGUCUGAUUCACUACGCCGGAGAUGUUACCUACAGUGUAAAUGGAUUUUUGGAAAAGAAUAGCGAUUUGCUAUUCCGUGAUUUAAGAGAAGUGAUGAGUUCUGCCUCUAAUACGAUAGCAAGUGCUUGUUUUCCUGCUGCAGAACUGCAGAGCAAACGUAGACCAGAAACAGCAGCAACGCAAUUCAGGCAAUCUUUACAUAACCUGAUGAAUAUACUGAUGACCAAAGAACCAUCUUAUAUAAGAUGUAUUAAGCCGAAUGAACUUAAACAAUCAGGAUUCUUCGAUGUAAGCUUGGUAACACAUCAGGUGAAAUAUUUGGGCCUAAUGGAGAAUCUUCGAGUACGUCGUGCUGGUUUUGCCUACAGAAGAACUUAUGAGAGCUUCCUGCAUCGCUACAAGUGUCUAAGUAAAAACACUUGGCCUAAUUACAAUGGAACAGCCAAAGAUGGUGUUGAAGUUUUAGUCAAAGAUCUUGGUUAUAACGAAGAAGACUACAGAUUGGGACGAACAAAAUUGUUCAUCCGUUCACCAAAAACACUGUUUACCACAGAAGACGCUUUCCAGGCUAAAAAGCAUUACAUUGUUUCCAUAAUCCAAAGUCGAUGGAAAGGUCUGCUUCAACGUAGAAAAUACAAUAAACAACGUGCUGCUGCAAUUUUGAUGCAACAGUGGAUUCGAAGAUUUUUGGCACAGAGAAAUGCACUAAAACGCAAGGAAGCUGUGACUGUAAUAAGAAGAUUUAUUGAAGGUUUCAUAACCAGACACGGACCUCCCACAGAAUUGAACAAAGCUUUUAUAAUAUUUUCCAAAGCUCAAUGGUUACUCAGAUUAUCAAAAUCUCUUCCUCAACGUGUAAGGGAUACAUAUUGGCCACCAUGUCCAAACAAUUGCAAAGAGGCAUCAGCUUUGCUAUACAGAUUACACAGAGGUCAAAGAGCUAGAAUUUACCGCAUGAAUUUAUCUAAAGAGAAAAAAAGACAAAUCGAAUUGAAAAUUAUGGCAGAAGAUGUAUUCAAAAAUAAAAAAGCAAGUUAUGCAUCUAGUUUUGGCCCUUGGUUCGUUGAAGAUCGAUUGAACCCAGAACAGAAAAAAUUAAUUGCACACUCUAUAGACAAUGGUGAAAGGCUAGUGUAUACGACAGAAGUAACAAAAUACGAUCGUCAUGGAUAUAAACCUAGGAAUAGGUGGCUUUUGGUAAGCGAUAAAUCUUUAUACCUUGUCGAGGUUGCUUCUAAUGGCAAAGGUAUAAAAAUGAAGCACAAACUUCAACUAGAUAAAGUUUCUUUUGUAAUAACAGCAAAUAAUGAUAAUUUGCUGAUGGUACGAAUACCUGCUGAUUUUAAAAAAGAUAAGGGAGAUUUGAUUUUGGAAGUACCCCAUUUGAUCGAAUGUCUGGUGUGGAUAUUGGACUUAGAUAAAACAAAAAGCUUUAGUAUUCUUCAAAUACUUGACAGAAAUCCAAUCAAUCACAACUUAUCAAAUGGAAAAACAGGUGUCAUAGAAGUACAGACGGGAAAUGAGCCAGGAAUUAAAAAAGCGAAAAGUGGACAUUUGGUCGUUGUUGCUGCAAAAUAAUUAUGGACUAUAUAAGUUGAAGAUUCAGAAACAAUUUCUUUUCAACAAAGCAGGUCAAAGUUGGAAUUUUUAAAUAUAAAAAUCUUGGAAGUAACAGUAUUCCAAAGAUUAAUAGUCAAAUAGAUCACGAUUGAUAGACAAA
Messenger RNA from Ctenocephalides felis (cat flea), 3477 nucleotides. Its product is annotated as myosin-IB-like. Gene Ontology annotation, cellular component: plasma membrane; cytoplasm; myosin complex. The record is from RefSeq and is a predicted model, not a curated record. Bases 147 to 3335 code for a protein of 1062 amino acids. Gene Ontology annotation, biological process: actin filament organization; vesicle transport along actin filament. The transcript has 19 exons. Gene Ontology annotation, molecular function: actin filament binding; ATP binding; microfilament motor activity. Lineage: Eukaryota; Metazoa; Arthropoda; Insecta; Siphonaptera; Pulicidae.